Xiphophorus couchianus (Monterrey platyfish) is the source of this 3580-nucleotide messenger RNA. RefSeq names its product ERBB receptor feedback inhibitor 1a (gene errfi1a). Bases 246 to 1514 code for a protein of 422 amino acids. The transcript has 4 exons. Gene Ontology annotation, biological process: negative regulation of epidermal growth factor receptor signaling pathway; regulation of keratinocyte differentiation. Lineage: Eukaryota; Metazoa; Chordata; Actinopteri; Cyprinodontiformes; Poeciliidae. The record is from RefSeq and is a predicted model, not a curated record.
GGGAUCUAGAAGUGUCACAGUGUAGUCGGAGCGCCGCCAACUUGCAGGCGUCUUGAUCUGAAUGCAUUAGAAAUCUGAAGACUUUACAAAUUCAAGCUAAACCCAGAGAAAAGCAGCAGAUCGUUAUUUAUAAGGACAAAAGGACUGUUUGUGGGCCAGUCAGCGAGGGAGAUCAGAGGAGUUAUUUAGACAGAGGAGAGAAGCAGGGGCAGCCGGCCCGGUGAUCUGAGUGUUUCCUCGCUUUGAUGCGAUCCGACUGUGCCUGGAGCAUGUCCACAGUGGGCCUGACUACCCAGGAGAUCUCUCUUCCCAUAGAAAACCCCUUCCUCCGGGGCAGCUACUGUCACAGCAUGGCUGGAUCCAAACCGUCCUGGAGCUACCACCAGGAACCCAUACACAAUUUCUACUUUACAAUGGACCGCCACAUAGAAUCGAGCUACCGAACUCAGCAGAAAGCGCCGCCCCAAAGCCAUGAGAAGCUGAAAUACAGUCCCAAGUCUCAGAGUUUAGCUCAGAAGAAAUCCCUACCCUCCCAUCUGUCCCUGUCCCACGCCAUGGAACCAUCCACCCCGGGUCCUGCAGAUGACAUGCAGAGGCUUUCUGUCAACGAGAACAGUCCACCUGUAACGCCAGUUAGAUGUUCAAAGCCCCUGCCACCCAUCCCACCACAAACGGACAUCUCCACUGAGCAGGCUAUGGAUCAUGAGGUGGAAUCUUUCACCAGUGAAGAUGAAAGCUGCCGCCUUGUCUCCAAUGAUGAACGGUCUUCCAAAUCUUCUCCUUUUCGAUAUGGACUCUCCCACAGAAGGAGCUUAAGAAAUGUCGGGGAGAUAAACUAUGCUUAUUACGAUGGCCCUUUAAGGCCACAUAUCCAGCAGCACUCCCAACCCCAACCCCAACACCAGCACCAUAACCAUCACGCAUAUCAUCAGCAGGAAGUGCGACAACAGCAUGAACAGCAGCGACAGGAACCACCAGAGCAUGCCAGUCCACGACCACAGGACAAAGCUCAAAGGAAGCUACGACGUUCUCACUCUGGCCCUGCGGGCUCUUUACACAAACCUUCAUUUAUGCGUCUCUGUCCAAAACGUUACACCAAUGGUUCAGACAAACCAGAGGUGCCACCCCCAAUCCCUCCUCGCAUGGUCAAGACUACAGAAUCGCGCCGCUGGUCAGCAGAGGUCUCCUCAGGGGCUUACAGCGACGAUGAUAAACCACCCAAGUUGCCCCCAAGGGACCAUUUUCCCAGAAGCAUCUCCCGCACUCCAAGUCCAAAGAGCCUCCUCCCCACAUAUGAAAAGGGAGUCAUGCCCAAAACUCAGAGUUUUGCGCCGGACCCCAAGUACGUUAGCUGUCGGUCUUUUAAUAGACAGAACAGUGAGGGCUCUGCAUGCACCGUUCCUAUCAUUGUGAAAGGCGACAGCAACACUCAUUACUACAUUCUGUCUCAGCGGUCUUCGUUUGCAGAUUCGUCCUGUGACUGCCACACCAAGAGGAAAGUAGAUCUAGUUUAGUUUGAGAGGUUCUAGUGGAAGGAGGAGGACUGUACAUGAGCAAAAAAAUAAAUAAAACAAACAAAAAAAACACUCGACAAAAUAGUGAAACCAGACGCUAACAACAGUCAAACUGCUGCUUUUUACAGUUUUUUUUCUUAAUACCCCACAUAUUUUUAACUCACAGGGUAUGUGUGCACUGUAUACAGUUACUGGUAAUGUUGAACAGCUAUCACAACUAAGAUACUUCGUCGGACUAAGGAUUGUGAUCAACAUUCAAUUUUGUAGAGCUUAUUUUUGAUAUGAUUUUAUUUCGUGACAUUCAUUACUGUACUGUUUGUUUGUUUUUUCAUUGUCAUUGACGAUGUGGUACAAUCAAAAGGGGCAAGCCGGCCUUGCACCCUAUGUGCUCAGUGUUUUGUGUCUGGAAUGGUGGGGAUGUUUUUUUUUGUAAUGCACAUGGGGUUUUCUGUGAUGCUGCUUUUGUAUCUUACAAGGGACAAAAGGUCAGUAAAUGUAAACCAUGUAACACUUAAUAUAUGAAGUCUAAACCCCAUCCCAGUGAACUUUUUAAUGAAAUGAAGGAUCCUAGAUAUCAGUGUGAUGUUUUAUCCCAACUUUGACGUGAUGUAGUUCAAGUUCUACUCGUUCUGUGUUUUCCCCACAUGGCACGUUGUUUCUGGUAGCUAUGCUUGUUUCCAAAGGAAUCUUUGGUGCAGCUUAUAUGGAGAACUUGUCUGUUGAUGAAAGUAUUUGUGUUUGCGUUUGUGCAUGUGAUUCACAAUCGUUUAGUGGUGGACUUUCUGCAAUAUGUAGAGAAUUGUCAACACAACCUGUUACUGUGUGCUGUUUCUUUUUUUUUGCACACAUUCAUUUAUUUCCAGUCUGUGUCCAGGUUUGUCCAGGUUGCACAGUAAUUGUGUUCAUGCAUCCUUACUGAAGUUUUCUCAAACUGUUAAAGGAAGCAAUAGUUAUUCUUGUUUGUGCUCAAAAGUUGAACUUUCCGAGGUCUCAGUCAGAAAGGGAACAGAAAUGCCUCAAACCAAUAUCCAAUAUGGCUGUCGCACAUCUAACACAUAGUGGAAAGUGUGUUUAUAAGCUAUUUAUUAGCACUUCUGAUAGUGUGUGUUGUAUUAAACCACUGACAUACAUACUUAUUUUUAUGAACAUGUUCAUUUUAGAGUUUGCUUAAGAAGGAAAGGAAUAUAUUAUUAGUUGUAUUGUUCAAUCCCACAAGCUUUUCCGAUCUUUUGAAUCCACUCAACACGUCAUUCUCUAAAUCUGACUUCCAAGUCAAACUGAGCUCAGCAUUACUUUUGGUCACGUUCUGAAGAAAGUAUUACGACAUUUUUCAACUCAUUCAAUUUUUCCUUUAAAUUGUCCAAAACGGUUUUAAAAUAUUAAAGUUUAGGCCCCCAGCUCAAUAUGUGACUUGACUUUUGACCUAAUAUUCAUAAAUAGAUUUGAAAUCAGGCAGAUCUGCAAUAAGGGAUGUCAGUCCAACCAGUUAAUACAGCGACGGUGCAGGAUUCAACCUCCUGCCUGCCUGACACCGACUUUCCUGUUCUGCACACGCAUUCCUUGCUUUACGUGAUUGCAGUGGGUGUGGCCUGAAAGACUUUGGCUGCUGGCAGCCAGGAAAGACGUAUGAGUUUUAUUGUUGUAGAUUAUUCACCAAGCACCCGGAUGUUGUGAAAAUUGUAGCACAUGUAUUGAAGUAGCCCCUUCUGUAUCAAACACGGUGUUCAGUUUUUGGGAAACAUGACCUUUGAGGUCAGUCGGUCAUUGAAGUCUACCCCCUCUAUCCUCCUCUUCCUCACCAAACAUAAUGUUGCUUUUUGACCUAAAUGUUUGAAAUGUUUACAUCACACACUAUUUAAUCUUAAGGUAUUCGUAUGUCUUAUGAAAAAUAAUGAAACUAAAUGAAGACUAGUGUAUCAAGAAAUAACUUCUCUGCUGUGGUUGAAACAAAAUGCACUGGGAGAGUUCAGUAUGCUUUGUACAGUAUUUAACAAUUCCAUUUGUUAUUAUGAAUAGCUGAGACUUUUAAAAGAAAGCCAAAAUAAAAUGACUUAUUUAUGAGCUUG